Polistes dominula (European paper wasp) is the source of this 983-nucleotide messenger RNA. RefSeq names its product palmitoyl-protein thioesterase 2 (gene Ppt2). NCBI's taxonomy places the organism in Eukaryota, Metazoa, Arthropoda, Insecta, Hymenoptera, Vespidae. The record is from RefSeq and is a predicted model, not a curated record. Gene Ontology annotation, cellular component: lysosome. Gene Ontology annotation, molecular function: thiolester hydrolase activity; palmitoyl hydrolase activity.
CAAAAAUGAUCAUCCCACUUUUAUGCACAAACUGUCAUUUAAUAUAACAAAACAUGGCGAUUGUACGAUAUCUCUGGCUAGUAAAUAUAUCUUUUUUAAUAAUAAUAUUAUGCAGUAAUGGAGAAAAAUCGUAUCACGCCGUGGUAGUAAUUCACGGGGUACUUACUGGCAGUGAUAGCAUGGAACUUAUCAGUAACAGAAUAGAAGAAAUGCAUCCUGGAAGUCAGGUUUAUAAUAUUAUUAGAUUUGCUGGUUGGGAAAGCUUGAAACCUAUGUGGCGUCAAGUAGAAGAAAUAGGAAUGGAUGUUAUAUCUAUAGGUGCAGCUUUUCCUGAAGGAAUCAAUUUGAUAGGCUAUAGUCAAGGAGGUUUACUUGCUAGAGCUAUUUUACAGAGAUUUCCUCAACAUAAUGUAAGGAAUUUUAUAUCGUUAAGUUCGCCUCAAGCAGGACAGUAUGGAACUCGCUUCCUACAUUUAUUCUUUCCAAACUUGGUAUGUGAAACAGCCUAUGAAUUGUUUUAUUCUAAAGUUGGACAGCUCACAAGCGUAGGGAACUAUUGGAAUGAUCCACACCACCAGGAAUUAUACCUCAAGUACAGCAAAUUUUUGCCAUAUGUGAAUAAUGAGGAAACCAAUAAAAUUGUCUUCAAAUCGGGCCUUGCAAAAUUAAACCGUAUGAUACUCAUUGGCGGUCCAGAUGAUGGUGUCAUUACUCCUUGGCAAAGCAGUCAAUUUGGAUACUAUGAUCAAAAUGAAACGGUCGUCGAAUUACGCAAUAGAUCUAUUUAUCAGGAUGACCUGAUUGGUCUUCAAACUCUAGACAAAGAGGGAAAAUUGAAUAUUAUUACUGUCCCGGGAAUACCUCAUUAUGGAUGGCACAAAAAUAUAUCGAUAAUAGAUGAAUUUUUAUUGCCAUAUUUAGAUUAAAGAACAUAUUACUAAUCAAGUUAAAUUAAUAUUGGUAACAAUUCCUAAUCGCUAUUA